Messenger RNA from Sitodiplosis mosellana (orange wheat blossom midge), 1769 nucleotides. RefSeq names its product peptidyl-prolyl cis-trans isomerase D (gene Cyp40). The coding region runs from base 288 to 1436 and encodes 382 amino acids. The record is from RefSeq and is a predicted model, not a curated record. Gene Ontology annotation, biological process: protein peptidyl-prolyl isomerization. Lineage: Eukaryota; Metazoa; Arthropoda; Insecta; Diptera; Cecidomyiidae. The transcript is spliced from 5 exons. Gene Ontology annotation, molecular function: peptidyl-prolyl cis-trans isomerase activity; protein binding. Gene Ontology annotation, cellular component: intracellular membrane-bounded organelle.
UCUUUGAUAAUGACAUAAUGACAGCCGCUGCACAGACAAAUAACACACAAACAAAAUAUCUCUUUUGCAGAGAUACUCGGAUCAAAUUUCUCGACAAACAAUACAAAUUCCAGCUCAUUGCAUUUAUUUUUUAAGCAAAUUCAACGUUAGCAUUAGUUGAAAUUCAUUGAACCAUGUAAACUGUAAAUGUCUGUAUUUGAAUAGUAAACAUUGUAUUUUGAGCGAGAAUUGGAGAAGUUCGACGUUUUACGCUGGAGUAAUUAAGUGACAAAGUGGAAAAAAAAAACAUGACUGAACUGAAGCAGCCAGUUGAUCCAACCAACCCGAUUGUAUUUUUAGACAUUCAAAUUGGUUUAGAAUCAGUGGGCCGUGUAAUAAUUGAGCUACGAAAAGACUUGGUGCCAAAAACGGCUGAGAAUUUUCGUUGUUUGUGCACUGGUGAGAAGGGAAUCGGAGUUAAUGGCAAGCCCCUUCAUUACAAGGGCAUACGAUUCCAUAAAGUCCAGCGUUUGUUCAUGGUUCAGGGCGGUGACAUCGUUAAAAAUGAUGGAACCAGCGGCGAAAGUAUUUACGGGCCAUUUUUUGAUGACGAAACACUGACGCUACCGCACGAAGCUGGUUCGGUUGGUAUGGCCAAUUUUGGACGACCGAACACAAACAACUCACAAUUCUUUGUGACAACCGUUGACAGCCCGCAUUGCGACGGCUCCAAUGUUGUGUGUGGCAAAGUACUCCGUGGCCUUGGCUGCUUGCAAGAAAUGGAAAAAUUGGCAUCUGACGAAUCGGUUCCAUUGUUGGAAAUGACCAUUCAGAAUUGCGGUGAGAUUCGAUCGGGUGACGAUUGGAGUUUUUGUGAUGAUGAUAGAAGCGGAGAAAAAUUACCACCCUUCCCAGAAGACUGGGAUCAAAAGGCGAAUGAGUUUACGAUUGAGCAAGCGGUUGCAAUUCUUGAAUCGAUAAAAACUGCGGGCAAUUUGUUUUUCGGGAAUAAGGAAUACGUUGACGCCAAUCGUAAAUAUAAGAAAACCUUGCGCUAUUUCAAUUAUUUGAAGGACAAAUUGGAGGCAAUACAUCGAAAAGGUUUGACUGUGCAGCAAUUACGAGAGAAAUUGCAAGCCUUGCAUCAGAUUAACUCAGUUGUUUGCCUGAAUAUUGCUGCGGUGGAAUUGAAGUUGAAUAAUGCCGAGAAUGCAAAGAACUCAUGUGAUGAGGUACUACUGAAUGAUCCAAACAAUGCAAAGGCACUGUACCGGCGAGGCCAAGCUCAUGUCGUGCUGAAAAACUACGAUGAUGCUCUAGUCGAUUUAGAGCAGGCAUAUCGAUCGUUGCCAUUGGACAAAAAUAUUCAAAACGAAUACCAACGAGCUAAGGAAAUUUGGCGCAACUAUCAAAAUCAACAGAAGAAUGUGUAUAAAAAUCUUUUUGAACGAAUUUGAAAAGAACAUUUGAUUUGCAAGUGCCUAAACGUGUUCGAACUUCAAAAAAAUAAAUGUUUAAGUCUAAUUUUGAUUGUAAGCUACAACUAUACACAAUCCACCAUCAAAAGAGAUGGAGAAAAAAAAAGAAAUGACGUAGAAAUUCAGAUUUUAUUGCAAUGGAUUCCAAGUCUGAUGAAAAAAAUGUGACGAGACAAUUUUUCCAUUCAUUGGAGACUAUCGUGCUAUUUUUCUUUGUCUUACCACUCAACCAUAAAGGCCGCAUUAAAUGAGUGUCUAAUGCAUUAGUAAAAUUAUCCGCAAAUAAAAUUACGAAUUUUCUGAUCAUAAAAA